UGUUCAGACAUAUCAUUUUGAAUGUGUAGUUUAGCUAAUUGUCUAGCUACCUGUCAGUUAGAGUUCGCGACUGUUGGGAACACAAAUAUUUGUGACUCCUAGUAUCCUUAGAAAUAUUUAAGCUGUUCAGGUAACUGUAUUCGCGGGACAAUGUAGCAGCAUUGAUGUAAUGUCAACCUAUCCCGACAUCGUUUGUUUACGAUGAACUCCCUGUCAACCCAGCCUCCGCCAUCAAACUCAUCAUGCAGAACGCUCCCUGGGGAGGGGAAUCGGGUGCAACCCAAAGCCCCUCUCCUGCAGAUUCUGCGUGUUGCUGGAGCCCAGCAGGAAGUCUUCACUCUCAAAGAGGUGAUGCACUAUUUGGGCCAGUACAUCAUGGGAAAACAACUUUAUGACAAGCAGAGGCAGCACAUAGUCCAUUGCCAGGAUGACCCUUUGGGUGAGCUGCUGGAAGUUGAGAGCUUCUCUGUCAAAAAUCCAAGCCCUGUGUAUGAAAUGCUCAAGAAGUAUUUGGUUGUGCUUGACGCUGCAGAGAAUCUUUCUGUGGGCCGUGAAUGUGUAGAGGGCGGAGUGGAGGAUCGUGGUCAGGUAUGUGGAGGUGUAGUCAAAGCAGGUGUAGAGGCUGGCAGUGAUGGGCCUCUCCUGCAGACCCCCUCCCAAAGACGACCACGGGAGCCAGAUGAUGACUCCCUUGAAGGUCUGCCACGAUCAGCUUGCAAACGGCCCAAGCUAGAUGUUACUCUGGAUGAGUGGGACCUGUCUGGCCUGCCUUGGUGGUUUCUGGGUAAUCUCCGUAGUAACUACAGCCGUAGGAGUAAUGGCUCUACCGACAUCCACACAAACCAACUGUCUCCUGCACAGGAAGAAGACACAGCCAUUGUGUCCGACACCACAGAUGACCUGUGGUUCUUGACGGAGGGUGAGAGUGAGCAGGUAAGCGUGGAGAUGAAAGAGGCUGCUCUGGAGGAAGGGAGUGGAGGAGAAGGAGAAGCUCCACCAGAUGAUGAUGAUGGAGGAGGGAAGGAAGAGAAGGCAGAUCGAGAGAUGCAGGAAGAGCCAGAUGAAGACUCACAGUGCUUGAGUGAUGAUACUGAUACAGAGAUCUCCACGCAGGAUGCAUGGCAAUGCACAGAGUGCCGGAAGUUUAACACACCUCUACAGAGGUACUGUGUUCGCUGCUGGGCACUAAGGAAGAACUGGUACAAAGAUGUCCCACGACUUGCCCAUUCCCUUUCUGUUCCUGACAUCCCAGCAUGCAGUUCUCUCACCACCCAUGAUGAGGAAGAUGACAGCGACACAGGCAUUGAUGUCCCAGAUUGUAGCAGGACGGUGUCUGACCCAGUUAUCCUGCCCUCCCACUCCACAGCUGACAGACCACUGCCCACUAUGGUUACAGGGAAGGGCAAGGGGCCUCGGCUGUCUGCCUUUCACAAGGAUGAGCAGCUCUCAGGGGGCGAGAGUCAAGAAAAUCUGGACAUGGAAGUUGAAGUUCGGCCUGAGGCGCUGUUGGAGCCUUGCAAGCUCUGUCGAGUGCGUCCACGUAAUGGGAAUAUAAUACACGGACGUACAGCUCACCUGCUAACCUGCUUCCCAUGUGCCCGAAGACUUCACAAGUUCCAAGCUCCUUGCCCAGGAUGUGGAAAAAUUAUUCAAAAAGUUAUUAAGAUAUUCAUUCUCUAAAAAUACGAGCGCACACUCACACAUAUUAGCUCCUCAGAAUCUAAUGUAUAAAUAUUUUGUAUUUUUAAGUGAAUUUGACCAUACAGCUGCAUGCAGUUGGGUAUUCAGUCUCUGCUCUUAAGACACCUACAAAACAUGCACCUUACCACCUAACUUUAACAAUUUCACACAAAGUAUCACACCUGGUGAUGCUAGCUUAUGGUUGAAUGGUUUGUUUUACUUCUCACUGCCUCUGAAGUAUUGUUUAAAGAAGCCUCAGAUUUUGUAAAGCAGUUUUUUUUGUUGCAGUGCCACAUAUAACAAGGGAUCAAGAAUAAGAGCAGGAGUAUUUAUUUAUUUAUUGGAGGCCAUGGUAGAGUAGCCUGCUCAUGUGAGCCUAUGGUUUCAUUUCAUUAAGGUGGGUUCUUACUGGUUUUUGCAUUUCAUUUGUUAAAUGGCUCCAGUCAAGAACAUGCAAUGCUUCCUUUUGUUUGUCUUGUUUUUUUUUUCCUCCAUUUUAAUCACUUAGGCUAAAAUGGACUAAUCACUAUCUUAAUCCAACAACAUUUUUGUGAGAUUUUUGCAGAUCUUUUUUCGUUUUUCAUUUUUGGAUUAUAAAUAUAAUCAUUGAAGGAAGAGUAGGCAUGUUGUAAACCCUAAUUUUUGAACAGCCGCAGCUACAAAACUUUUUUUAAAUGCAUUUUCUGAGCAUAAGUGAAUGUUCUAUAAUAUACAGAUGUGCUUUUCUCUGCAUAGUAUUUUAAGAAGCAGAAUAGAAGCCUGCUUGUGAAUGCACAGCUGAAGUACUUACUCAGACUUUCUUUUCGACUUAUAUUUUGAUGUUGAUAUGGAACAAAUGUGUACUAUUGCCAAGCUUUUAAUGACAGAUACUCCUGCAGUAAAUUACACCAUAUAUUUGCUGGUUAAUAUUUUAAUGCUUUUCUUCAGGAAGAAAUGAUUUACCUCCCUUCCUGAACAUAAGUAAAAAAAAAUUGUAUAUAUUUGUAUUUAAUUUAUUUAUGAUUCAGUUGUAAUUGUUCAGAUUACCAUCUCUGAUGAAGCAGACUAAAACUGCACUUGUUACAUUCAACAGCUUUUUUUUUUUUUUUUUGCUAAAGUAGCUAAGAAUGUACCCUCAGUGGAAAUGACUGUACUAUUGAGUUUGGGGAUUAAUUGAAGCGUUACACUGCCAUUAUAGUGAAUUUCUAUGUCUUUGUUUGAUAGUUCUUUUGUUUGAAGAUUGUAUUGCUGGACUUCCUUGUUUCCUUUAACGCAGUAUGUGAGCUGUCUACUAAUUCAGUAUAUGCUACAGUGUCUGCAGUAGGAGUGACACUAUAUUCAGUGACAGUAGGCAUUAUACCGUAACUCAGCUCUGCUUGGCCUAGAGGGAAUAUCGUAGUUCUUUGGUGUACUUUUCACGCGCGCUUAAUGUUUCUGCCAGCAGGUGGAGAAGUCUCUAUAUAAUAUAAUCUGGUACCACCAGAAGUUGUACAGUACCAGUAGUCCAUGUAAUACACUUAUAGAGCAUGCCUCCUGUUGUGACUUGAACCAGCACUGGGCUGGUGUGACAGCUAUAUUAGCUAUACAAAACUAUAAAGAUAACUGUAGCCUGUGGUAUUAUCUUUGUGCAACCUGACAAAGGUAUAGUAGAUACAGACCUCAUAAGAAAAUGGCAUAUUACAGAGUCAUCCCAGUGGUGCUGGUUUGAAUUGACAAUUAUAGACAAUAAAACUACAAUGUGGACAAAUAUGGUACAGAUAAUGUAGUUUUUUUUCCGCACAUGUCCAAUAAAAUCACGUUUUGUAAAGAUA
Sphaeramia orbicularis (orbiculate cardinalfish) is the source of this 3470-nucleotide messenger RNA. It is a transcript of the gene mdm4, whose product is annotated as MDM4 regulator of p53. Gene Ontology annotation, molecular function: ubiquitin-protein transferase activity. Gene Ontology annotation, biological process: regulation of cell cycle; negative regulation of apoptotic process; protein ubiquitination. Lineage: Eukaryota; Metazoa; Chordata; Actinopteri; Kurtiformes; Apogonidae. Bases 202 to 1680 code for a protein of 492 amino acids. Gene Ontology annotation, cellular component: nucleus. The record is from RefSeq and is a predicted model, not a curated record. The transcript is spliced from 11 exons.